AUGCGGUUCGCUUCAACUCCCAAGUGGUACCACGUUUAUUUCAUUGAUAAUGGACCUGAAGACUCUGGGACUCCUCAAAAUCAAAUAGGAAAUUCGCAGCGGGCGAUCGCAGGCGUGAAGGUACCAUAUUCCAGUGGCUGUAUAAGGCACGGGCCAGACCCGGCGACGCCGGACCCCAGGGCCCGCAUACCGGGCCGCAAUAGAUCCCGCGACCCGCCGUUUCCCACCGGCCAACUC
Molecule: messenger RNA, 237 nt
Organism: Iphiclides podalirius (scarce swallowtail)
Lineage: Eukaryota; Metazoa; Arthropoda; Insecta; Lepidoptera; Papilionidae
Source: the annotation of a GenBank genome assembly